AUGGUUUUAAUACAUGUAAAAUCAGUAGAAGACAGUCAUCAAUUUUUAUAUGAAACAAAUGUAAAUGUUUUAAUUAAGAAUUUAAAGGAAGACUUAGUUAAUAUACACAACCUUAGAUGUAAAAUUUUGAAACUUUUAGAGGCAUCAUUGGAUUUAGCAAAUCAUGGUCCUAUGAGACCAGAAGAAUUAAGAGGACUAUCAGAAGAUGAAUUAAAAAUAUCUAAAUUAAAUAUUUAUGAAUGGAAGGAAGCAACUAAUCCUGAUAAAUACAAUUUUAGAACCGGAAUACCACCACCAAGUGAUGGUGCAAUAAAAUUAAAAAAUAUAGUUGAUAAAGUAAAAAAGGAAUUAUCUAUUGAAAAAAUUGAACAAAAUAAACCGAUCAAUACAAAUAAUUUGUACGAACAUUUAAAUAUGAUAACUGAAGCUUUAAAUAUAUGCUAUCCUUCCAUGGAAAAAUUACCUCCAUAUGAUCCUACAAGAAUAUUAAUAGAAAAAGAUAAUUUUUUUAAUGAUGAAUUUAUAAGUAAUGAAACUUCUUUAUGGUGGGCAGGAAAGGAAUUAUCAGAAGAAUUGUAUUUAAAAAAUAUAAUAGGUAAAAAUGAAAAAACAAAAAUUAUUGUAAGAGUACAACCAAAAAAGUUAGGGCCACCAAUAAGAGAAGCGAGAAUAGAUAGCGAAACUUAUAAAGCUAUGUUAGCUUAUUAUCAUAAAAAGCAAAAGGAAGAAAAAGAAUUUGAGGAAGACGAUGACGAUUCUUAUUUAAAUUCUGAAUGGGCAAACCCAUUAAGUUUACAAAAACAGUUACAUGGGAAUUUGAAUAAUAUUAAAUGGAAACCUUAG
Plasmodium gallinaceum is the source of this 843-nucleotide messenger RNA. RefSeq names its product conserved protein, unknown function. Lineage: Eukaryota; Apicomplexa; Aconoidasida; Haemosporida; Plasmodiidae. The transcript is spliced from 4 exons. Gene Ontology annotation, biological process: regulation of cilium movement. Bases 1 to 843 code for a protein of 280 amino acids. The record is from RefSeq and is a predicted model, not a curated record.